UUCGAGCAGCAGUAGAAGCCCCGCCCCGUCAGGUGAAGUGCUGUGACAGCGAGAGAGGGACGCAGUAACAGACGCGGUGACAGCAAGACUCACAGGGACUAACUAUGGCUCCAGCCGGGCGGAACGUGUAUGUGGUGGGAGUGGGGAUGACCAAGUUUGAGAAGCCUCGAGAUGCUAUGGAUUAUCCUGACAUGGCCAAAGAAGCAGGUCAGAAGGCCCUGGCAGAUGCAGGGAUCCCGUACUCAUUGGUGGAGCAGGCGUGUGUCGGAUAUGUAUAUGGUGACUCCACGUGUGGACAGCGUGCCAUCUACCACAGCCUGGGACUGACUGGGAUUCCUAUCAUUAACGUUAAUAACAACUGCUCAACAGGAUCCACUGCACUCUUCAUGGCCCGACAGCUGGUUCAGGGAGGGCUGGCAGACUGUGUUCUGGCUUUGGGCUUUGAGAAGAUGCAGCGGGGCUCUCUGCAGGCUAUGUUCACAGACCGGGCGAACCCUAUAGACAAGCACUUAGAGGUUUUAAUGAACAAGUACGGAGUGGAGCCAGUACCAGUGGCCCCCCAGAUGUUUGGCAGAGCCGGAAAAGAACAUAUGGAAAAGUACGGUACGAAGCAGGAACACUUUGCAAAGAUUGCUUGGAAGAAUCACAAGCAUUCCACAAACAACCCACUGUCACAGUUCCAGGAUGAGUAUACGUUGGACCAAGUGAUGAAUUCACGGAAAAUCUUUGAUUACCUGACACUGCUGCAGUGCUGCCCAACAUCAGAUGGCGCAGCAGCAGCGGUGUUGGUGAGUGAAGACUUUGUGCACAAACACGGUUUGGAGCGACAGGCAGUGCACAUCCUGGCACAGGAGAUGGUGACGGACACCCCCAGCUCAUUUGAGGACAGCUGCAUCAAGAUGGUUGGAUACGAUAUGACUAAGACAGCAGCAGAGAGAUGCUAUGAAAAGGCUGGCGUGAGACCUGAGGAUCUGGAUGUUAUUGAGCUUCAUGACUGUUUCUCUGCAAAUGAGCUCAUUACAUAUGAGGCUCUGGGGCUCUGCCCAGUAGGCAAAGCUGGAGAGCUGAUAGACCGAGGGGACAAUACAUAUGGAGGCCGUUGGGUCAUAAAUCCAAGUGGUGGUUUGAUCUCCAAGGGUCACCCGCUGGGAGCAACAGGCCUGGCACAGUGUGCAGAGCUUUGCUGGCAGUUAAGAAGUCAGGCCGGUCGCAGGCAGGUUCCAGGAGCUAAACUCGCCCUACAGCAUAAUAUUGGUCUGGGAGGAGCAGUGGUGGUGACGCUCUAUAAGAUGGGAUUCCCAGACGGUGCCCCCAGCUCCGCUCGUAUCCAGAUGUCUCCAACCAGCGCAGAUGACGGCUUUAAAGCUCAAUUUGUCUUCAACGAAAUUCAAAAGAAGCUACAAGAGGAAGGGGAACAGUACGUUAAAAAGAUUGGAGGAAUCUUUGCAUUCAAAGUGAAAGAUGGACCUGGGGGCAAGGAGGCAACAUGGGUGGUUGAUGUUAAGAAUGGAAAAGGAUCUGUGGCCUUUAACUCAGAUAAGAAAGCAGACUGCACUAUUACUAUGGCUGACUCGGACCUGCUAUCUCUGAUGACAGGAAAAAUAAAUCCUCAGACGGCUUUUUUCCAGGGCAAGCUGAAGAUCACCGGCAAUAUGGGUUUGGCCAUGAAAUUGCAGAGCCUACAGCUGCAGCCGGUAAAAGCCAAGCUCUGAGGUCCCUGAAAGUUUCAGCUCACAGAGACACAGGAAGAACACAGUGGCUCUCUCAGAGCAAUGACAAUUGCUGCAGCAUUAUGAGGACCUGUUGUUCCCAGUAACCCUUCACUUCCAGAUCAGACCUGUGCUCAGAACAAUGUAUCUACCCGGAUGCACCCAGGGUUGUAAUACUAUAUCCAGCUCUGGGUUCCUUCAUUUGUCUAUGUGCAUGCAUACAUUUAUUUGUGUGUAUGUGUACAUAAGUGUGAGUGUGCAUGCUUACGUGUGUGUACGUGUUAUGUACGUAUGUGCAUACUUACAUAUGUAUUUGUGCUUAUGUAUGCAUGUGUAUACAUAAGUGUGUGUGUGUGCAUAUGUACAUCUCUGUGUGUGUGUGUGCAUACUUACACGUGUAUUUGUGCUUGUGUAAAUGUGUGUGUGUGCAUACAUGUGUAUUUGUGCUUAUGUAUGUGUGCAUUUGUACGUGUGUGCAUACAUACUUGUGUGUUAUGUAUGUGUGUGCGCCUACGUACAUGUUUGUGUGUGCUUACUUACAUGUGUAUUUGUGAUUAUGUACGCGUGUGUAUACAUAAGUGUGUGUGUGCAUAGGUACAUCUUUGUGUGUGUGCAAACUUACAUGUGUAUUUGUGCUUAUGUAAAUGUGUGUGUGUGUGUGCACAUACAUAUAUGUGUAUUUGCAUACGUAAGUGUAUGUGUGCAUACUUGUGUGUGUGUGUACGUGUUAUGUAUGUGUGUACACAAGUGCGUAUGUGUGCAUACUUACAUGGGUAUUUGUGAAUACCCACGUGUGUGUGUGUGCGCAUGCGUACAUAUGCGUGUGUGGUACUGUACACUACAGACCCCUCUGGCAGUGAAGGGUGUAAAGUACAACAGGAUAGAAAUACUGCAUUCUUGCACGUUAACUGCUGCUAGCACUGAAGAUUUCAGGUACUCUCCCCCCUCUUGUCUAAUGAUUACCUCAUCGUCACUAACACAUGCAGAGUAUUCCUGAAGCAGCAUAGAGUUGUGGUAAUUGCAGUAAUUUCAGUGAUUGCAGGAAGGGAGAAGACGCUGACGCUCUCUGCACGUUACUCUUGUGGAGGUCCCAGCAGGGGCUGGAUACUGCGUCUCUCAAUAGUUAUUAAUAGUAAAAAAUAACUAAUUUCCUAAAUGUAUAUUUUUCUUUAUCAAAAUAAAUCCUUUCCUCAUA
Messenger RNA from Bombina bombina (fire-bellied toad), 2904 nucleotides. RefSeq names its product sterol carrier protein 2 (gene SCP2). The record is from RefSeq and is a predicted model, not a curated record. NCBI's taxonomy places the organism in Eukaryota, Metazoa, Chordata, Amphibia, Anura, Bombinatoridae. The transcript has 16 exons. Bases 105 to 1712 code for a protein of 535 amino acids. Gene Ontology annotation, molecular function: acyltransferase activity, transferring groups other than amino-acyl groups.